Messenger RNA from Dovyalis caffra, 417 nucleotides. The record is from the annotation of a GenBank genome assembly. NCBI's taxonomy places the organism in Eukaryota, Viridiplantae, Streptophyta, Magnoliopsida, Malpighiales, Salicaceae.
AUGUCUGGAGAAGAGGAAGAGAAUGCGGCCGAGCUCAAAAUCGGAGAUGAGUUUCUGAAGGCGAAGUGCUUAAUGAAUUGUGAAGUUGCUUUAAUUCUUGAGCAUAAGUAUGAGCAACUUCAACAGAUGUCUGAUGAUCCCAUGAAUCAAGUAUCCCAAGUAUUUGAGAAAUCACUGCAGUAUGUGAAGCGCUUUAGCCGCUACAAAAACCCUGAUGCUGUCAGACAAGUUCGAGAAAUUCUUAGCCGAUACCAAUUGGCUGAAUUUGAGCUUUGCGUUCUUGGCAACCUUUGCCCUGAAACAGUUGAGGAAGCUAUUGCCAUGGUACCUUCUAUCAAGACCAAAGGCCGGGCUCACGAUGAUGAAGCAAUCGAUAAAAUGCUAAAUGACCUGUCAUUGAUCAAGAAAUUCGAAUAG